AUGGCCAAAGAUUGGGAGCCGUUGCAUGAUGAGAUCCGUGAGCUCUACCAUGUCAAGAACAAGCCCCUGGCUGAAGUGAUGCGCUUGAUGAAGGGCAAACACAGCUUCAUUGCAUCCGAACGAUCUUACCGGACGCAACUUCAGAAAUGGGGCUAUUCGAAAUACAGCACCCAGAAGUCUCCCAGGCCAUUUGGCAAGAAGCCGGCCGCAUCUGUCCGAGGAGUCCAGGUAUUCCCUUCGAGCACGGCCAGCGCAAAUAUCUCAUCGAGUCUACCUAGCAUUUCGACUGAGGCACCUGCCUUCGACCCCAAUGGAGGACACUUGCUGCAGCACUUUGAUAUGCAGACCAACUCCAUGAUGCAUCCGCCAGGUCCUCAUUACUCGGACUUCAACCAGGAUCUGCCGUUUGACUUGGUCCAUCCGGCAAAGGAUCAUAGUGGGAAGACGUCUCUGCAUCACGCUGUCAUCGGUAAGAAUACCCAUCAGGUUCAGACCCUACUCUAUGCUGGCGAUGCGGUAAAUAUAAAAGACUAUACGGCAAACGAUCCACUUCACUACGCAGCCAUGGCAGCUGAACCGGAAACUGUCCACCUACUCCUCCGCUUUGACGCUGACUUCAAUGCUAAGGGCCAACUCGGCCGCUCUCCUUUGCAUAUGGCAGUCUCGGCCACAAGCGGUCCAAUUGUCGAUGCCCUUAUCAAUGCAGGGGCAGAAGUUUCCAGUCAAGAUGAUAAAGGCGACACACCUCUGCAUCUCGCGGUUGCCCAUCCAUCGUGCACAGCCCAGGUGCAGGGGCUUAUCAAGGCACUGCUACGGGCUGGUGCUGAUGGGAACAUUGCGAAUGCCGCGGGACUUACGCCCUUUCACAAAGCUUUGAAACUUUACAGCCCGUCAAAUAACUCUACGGAGGAUUUCUCAUUACAAAACGUCCUCAGCUUUCUCCAGCAGGGUAGCAGUGCCAUCAAACCCUUCCCUGACGGAGUUCUACCCUUGACCAUCUAUCUAGCGAAAUCACCCGACCGGUGGAGUUACAGAUCGUCACGGAGCCACAGAGACAUAAUGACCCAAUUUCUUGAUGCAGGUGCUUCACCUACAACACCCAUGGCGUCCGGAGAGCCUAUGGCGCACUACUAUUUCCGUAAAUUGCACAAGGGAUGGCAGACAGAUAGGAAAUGGGCUGAGAGGCUCUGCAGUCUUGCAAACCCAAGCCAUGUAGCCAGCAACGGCAACACACUCCUGCAUGAAGUACUGACGCAUGUCGGCGCAAGUUCGAACAGGCUCAUUGACCAGCUUCUGCGAAACGGAGUGGACCCAAAUUGUCAGAAUCAUGCUGGUCAAACCCCCAUGCAUAUCUUGUUCAAACGAACACGGUACUCACCAACGACACUGCUGCACAUUGAAAAUGCCAUUACGAAGUUGCUGGCUUACGGGGCCGAUCCCUGGAUCCGAGACGCUACCGGUACGUGCGCACUAUACGAGGUCAUGAGGAAGGUGUCGAAUCUCACCCCGACCCUACCACGGUUACUCCUGAAGUCAGAUCUACGAUGCAGGCAGCAUCGCGAACCAAGCUCAGAAACAGGGGCGGCGAGAACUCGGUCCCAAGGCUGGCCAGAAUGGGAUCAGGCGACAAGGGUGGAGGAACUGGUCGAGGCAAGAGAACUCAUCUUUCGUCAACCCAGUUCCAUACCUGGAGAUGUCGAAAAGGUCAUGCAAAUCAGUGCUUACACUGUACUGGCCGAGAAGUUUCUCGACGGUGCCGAGGCUAAAUUCAUCGGGAUAGAUGACGAAGCGCAGGAACGCCGCCGGUAUAUCGCGAAUAUUCUGCGGGAUUGUCAUGCGCACAGCAUCUCGCUCGACAUGCCGUAUUACGACAAACUUCUACAACUCUGUUGA
This is a messenger RNA of Exophiala spinifera, 1893 nucleotides long. RefSeq lists its product as uncharacterized. The record is from RefSeq and is a predicted model, not a curated record. NCBI's taxonomy places the organism in Eukaryota, Fungi, Ascomycota, Eurotiomycetes, Chaetothyriales, Herpotrichiellaceae. Gene Ontology annotation, molecular function: protein binding. The transcript has 3 exons. The coding region runs from base 1 to 1893 and encodes 630 amino acids.